UGCCAGUAAGCGUUUAUCAACACUUAAACAAAAACGUGAAGUUCAAUAAAAUGACAAAUCUACGCAAGGAACUGGAAAAGUGUAAGCACCCCAACAGUCGCAAAACAAAAGCGCUUGGCAAGAAGGCACGUCGCCAGAACAACAAGCACAAAACGCGUCUUGGUCAUGCCAUUAAAAGUAACAUCACCGGCGAGAAACUGAGCUGGUUCUUGGGACACAUCGAUGAAAAGCGUACCGAGCCUCUAGCGCCACAGGAAUUGGAGGACCUCAUUGCCCUGUACUUCAAACGCUUCGACGAGGAACUGGAGCAGAUCAAUCUGAAGCAGUCGAUAGGAAAACAUCGGGCAAAUCAGCACGCCGCCCGCAAGGAUGUGAUAACAAUAACCCUGGAAAAGGAGCAGAACGAGUACCGCAGUGGGGGCCUUCAGCUGAUGAACCUGUGCGACCCCUUAAAACUAAAAAUGCUCCGUGAUUGGGAUGGUAGCGCCCUUAGUGUCCAGCAUUUGAAAUUGGAUCUUAUUUCUCACAACAUGCUGCAGCGCCUUAAGGAGCAGUCGAAAGAGAAGGGUCAGGACGAAAUGGAAACAUCCUAGAAUAUUGUGUUGAUAAAUAAACUAGUAAAAAUAAA
This is a messenger RNA of Drosophila bipectinata, 628 nucleotides long. RefSeq names its product translation machinery-associated protein 16 homolog. The record is from RefSeq and is a predicted model, not a curated record. NCBI's taxonomy places the organism in Eukaryota, Metazoa, Arthropoda, Insecta, Diptera, Drosophilidae. Gene Ontology annotation, cellular component: nucleus.